CCACACGACAUUCCAGACAAUGCUUUCCCAAACGGUGAGGUUCUAACUUCCUUCUUCGGUUCUUCCUUCAUCAACAGGAAGCUUGGGUUUUGUUUUCCAUUUUUAGGGUAAAGCAGGGAGUAGGUGAAAUUCACUAGCUGAAGAACCGAGUGGAAGAAACGUGAAAGAUCGAUGAAGCAGGCGUGAUGAUAAUAGAUUGACGCUUCUAGGAGAUAUCAAGUCAGACGCAAUAGAGCAUGGCGAUGAAGAAGGAAUGCAGGCGAUGGCGUGAGAGAGUAAAGGACCAGCACGAAGGGAGGGGAGCAGUCGAUCUGGAGCGCGGUUGCUGAUGAACUUGGCUAUAAAAGGAGCCGAGGCAAGAGCUAAGGGGGACGGAUUUUAGGAAAAAGAAAACAGAGAAGAAGACAGGUUUUGGGAGAGUGUUUUAAGGGCUUUUUGUGAACGUUUUGAGAGUUAGAAGAGGGGUUUUUCUGUGAAGGAAAAAAAUAGAGGCGAAGAGUGCAAAUGAGGAGAUAGAGGAAGAGAAACAGAGGAGAAGAAAAAAAAAAGAAACAGAAGAAGAAAGAGUAAUUGAUUCUGGAAAUAUAGGGUAGUUUCGGGUUCCUUUUGGGUUGACAUUAGAGAGGAAACAGUGGUAGAAUGAAUUGAAAGGAAGGGUUAAGGACUGGAUAAGGCUGUGAGUUUGCUCAAAACGAAGGGUUUACCAACAUCGUUAGGAAGUCCCUGGGAUUAGCUACUGCAGCAAAGAUGCCAGUGAAAUGGGUUUUGCAUUGGCAACCCAACCAAGGAUCAACUGUGAACAGCCAAAUCCUCAAUGAAGUAUCACAAUCAGUUGAGAGCAUUAAUGGGGUUAAAGAAGGAAGAUGGAAAGCUACUCUGACAUUUUACAAACCCAUGUUAAAAGACCAGUCAAUGGCAUCUGAGUUCCCACGAGAUUUUCUGGGAAUAUCUUUACAAGAGCAGCCAAACAAGUAUUACUUCAUGAUCAGAGCCCAGAGGAUAGUUCUGGAGGCAGAUUCCUCAAUUCAGAUGAUAAUGGAGAAGUUGCAAUCUUACAAAUCAAGAGUGGCACUUAUUUUUGAGGGGUUUCAGUAUCAGCUUGGUGACUUUCAACUAAGAGUAGGAAAAGUAGCGCCUACUCAUUCUGAGAAUUUGAGGGGAAUAGUUAUGGAGGUGGAGUAUCUUCCAAUUUCUUCAAUGGAAAAAGCCAGGCCAAUCAUGGAUGAGUUCCUUGAAAUAUGGCUAGAAGCUUUGUCAAAAAGAUCAUUGCCAGGUCAGUUUAUGCAUAUGGUACCAAACUUCUCGGAGUAUGGUCUCUCAGACCAUUAUACUUCUCAACAUACAGCUGUUCAGUAUGCAAAUGUUAUUGCUCAACUAAUUGCAACAGUUCAAGCAUCGCAAGUGGUGAGAAAUUAGAAAAUAUUGUAGGUUUGUUCUCAUAUAAAUUUGUAAGGUCUGGUUUCUCUCUCUCUCUCUCUCUCUAUAUAUAUAUAUAUAUAAAACUGACGAAUCUAGUUUUUAAUGGUAAAAUUCAGGCGUUGUUGGAAUUAUGCCUGUUCUAUUUAAUCUAAAAUCUGAAUUUCCCUUUUGACACGGAGAAGCUUGUAAAAGAUAAAUAGCAUGAAGGGGAUGGAGCUGGGCAGCAUCAAAGAGCUCGUAAGUAUAAUGUUAGGAGCUUGUCAUUUUAUUUAA
Molecule: messenger RNA, 1692 nt
Organism: Carica papaya (papaya)
Lineage: Eukaryota; Viridiplantae; Streptophyta; Magnoliopsida; Brassicales; Caricaceae
Product: mediator of RNA polymerase II transcription subunit 20a
Biological process (GO): regulation of transcription by RNA polymerase II
Cellular component (GO): mediator complex
Molecular function (GO): transcription coactivator activity
Source: RefSeq, a predicted model, not a curated record